Drosophila grimshawi is the source of this 882-nucleotide messenger RNA. RefSeq names its product farnesol dehydrogenase. The record is from RefSeq and is a predicted model, not a curated record. The transcript has 2 exons. Lineage: Eukaryota; Metazoa; Arthropoda; Insecta; Diptera; Drosophilidae. The coding region runs from base 20 to 763 and encodes 247 amino acids.
UUAGUUAAGAACCGUUGGCAUGGAACGUUGGCAGAAUUGCAUCGCUGUUGUAACUGGGGCCAGUUCAGGCAUAGGAGCUGUGCUUACCCAGCAAUUAAUUGAAGCGGGCGUCACCGUGGUUGCCUUGGCCCGCCGGCUGGACCGGAUGGAGCAGCUACGGCAGCAUUUGACCGAGCCACUGCGCGAUCAGCUGCACAUCAGGCAGUGCGAUGUGACUAGCAUGGAGUCGGUAAGCGAUGCCUUCGAUUGGAUCGAAGAGAACCUCGGCGGCACCGACAUUUUGAUCAACAGUGCCGGCAAGCUAUCCGGUGGCCAACUGGUUACAAUGGCCCUGGACGUUGUGCAGCAGGUGUUGCAAACGAACGUCAUGGGUGUCGUAUACUGCACACAACGCGCCUUCCAAUCGAUGCGUCAACGUGACACAGCCGGCCAUGUGGUGCUUAUCAACAGCAUUGUGGGCCACUAUUUGUUCAAUCCGCUGCCCGGCAGCCUGCAAGAGCUGAACAUGUAUCCGGCCACAAAGCAUGCGCUGACUGCCAUGACGGAGCUCUUCCGUCAGGAGUUUCGCGACCUCAAGACAAAAGUAAAAAUUACAAGCAUUAGUCCGGGCCUGGUGGAUACAGAUCUGGUGCCACAGGCCUACAAGCGGCUGCCAAUGCUGCAACCCGACGAUGUGGCCAAUGCCAUCAUAUAUGCUCUGUCAACGCCGCCGCAUGUACAGGUGCACGAGCUAACCAUCAAGCCAAUGGGGGAACCAUUUUAAAAAUGUGGAAGCGACUCUCUCUCAAAUCAAAUAUUUUCAACAAAUUUCAAAAUAUCUGUCAGCUUUUUGUAGCAAUUUGUGCUUUUUCAAACUAAUAAACAUGGCCAAAAAAAAAGAAA